Dama dama (fallow deer) is the source of this 3601-nucleotide messenger RNA. It is a transcript of the gene SENP3, whose product is annotated as SUMO specific peptidase 3. Gene Ontology annotation, cellular component: nucleus; membrane. The transcript is spliced from 15 exons. Gene Ontology annotation, biological process: positive regulation of isotype switching to IgA isotypes; protein desumoylation; immune response. Bases 799 to 3177 code for a protein of 792 amino acids. The record is from RefSeq and is a predicted model, not a curated record. NCBI's taxonomy places the organism in Eukaryota, Metazoa, Chordata, Mammalia, Artiodactyla, Cervidae. Gene Ontology annotation, molecular function: tumor necrosis factor receptor binding; deSUMOylase activity; receptor ligand activity.
GGCUCAGGGUCAGGAAGUGGGACACUAGGGCCCAGGAACACGGGAAGCUGCGCCGAAGGGUCCAGGCAGGAGUCCUACAGUGGUGGGGCGCUCUGGCUGUCUCUUUCUCAUUUGUCCAGAGCCUUAUGUAAGUGUUUCUGGGGAAACAGGAAGUCCCGCUUGCCAAGUUCAGCAGAGAGAGUAGUGCAGGCCUUCUUCCAACACACCCGGCCUGGCCUUAACCCCGGAACUCAGCCAGUUCCUUGCUUCCCCGACCCUGGUUCUCCUCCCCACUGACCCCCUCUCCUCCCCUCCUCUUCCCACCUUCAGUCACCGUCAGCAGACUGCCCCGGAGAUUUCACCUGUGCCUGGGCGCGAGGGUCUUCCACUCUCAGCCCUUGACCCUCGGUGCUGCCCAGCACGUCUCUCCAUCCCGGCUCCUGGCACCAUGCCCCAGAGCCAGUCAACCUUCCCUCCCCCACUUCUGGGGCCGCCCCGGGGUUCCUGCGCUCUGGCCGCUCCUCCUGGGUGUCACUGGCAGCCCUGUCCUUCCUAGAGAGACUAACACCAAAUUCUUCUGAGGCUGGAGGAGGUGAGGGGUCUCGGGACAGUGCUGGCCCCGCAGCAGGGUGCCAAGAGCACCAGCAGUGCCCCAGCUUGCUUCCCGCCUCCCUUCUUUUUAUUCUCAAGUUCCUUUUUAUUCCUCCCUUGCGUAACGCCCUUCUUCCCUUCUGCACCACUGCCUGCACCCCUACCCUCCCCGUCACCUCCUUGCCAUCCCACUCCUGAGACCACAGCUGUUGGCAGGGUCCCCAGCUCAUGCCAGCCUCAUCUCCUUCCUUGCUAAGCCCCAAGGGGCCCCAGGGAGACAUGGGGGGCUCCGUCCGAGAGCCGGCGCUCUCAGUUGCCCUCUGGUUGAGUUGGGGGGCAGCUCUGGGGGCUGUGGCUUGUGCCAUGGUUCUGCUGACCCAACAAACCGAGCUGCAGACCUUAAGGAGAGAGGUGACCCGGCUGCAGAGGAACGGAGGGCCCUCCGAGAAGGGGGAAGGGAAUCCGUGGCUGAAUCUCCAGGAGCAGAGCCCUGAUGGCACAGAAGGCCAGGAGAAUGGGGAGAGAUCCCGGAGAAGGAGAGCAGUGCUCACCCGUAAACAGAAGAAGAAGCGCUCAGUUCUGCACCUCGUUCCCAUUAACAUCACCUCCAAGGAGGACUCCGAUGUGACAGAGGUGAUGUGGCAACCAGCUCUCCAGCGUGGGCGAGGCUUGGAGGCCCAAGGAUAUGUUGUUCGAGUCUGGGAUGCUGGAGUUUAUCUGCUGUACAGCCAGGUCCUGUUUCAUGAUGAGACUUUCACCAUGGGUCAGAUGGUAUCUCGGGAGGGACAAGGAAGGCAGGAGACUCUAUUCCGAUGCAUACAAAGCAUGCCCUCCAACCCUGACUGGGCCUACAACAGCUGCUACAGUGCAGGCUAUUGGAAGAUGAAAGAGACUAUACAAGGGACCGGGUCUUGGGGGCCUGAGCCUCCUGGACCCGGCAUAGCCCCAGCUUUUUCAAGUCCCAGGCGGGAGCGUCUUCGUUGGCCCCCACCCCCCAAACCCCGACUCAAAUCAGGUGGAGGGUUUGGGCCAGACCCUGGGUCAGGGACCACAGUGCCAACCAGACGCCUCCCUGUCCCUCGGCCCUCUUUUGAUGCCUCAGCUAGUGAAGAGGAGGAGGAAGAAGAGGACGACGAAGAUGAAGAUGAGGAGGAGGAAGUAGCAGCUUGGAGGCUGCCCCCAAGAUGGGGUCAGCUGGGAGCUUCCCAGAGGCCGCGCCCUCCCCGCCCUACUCAUCGGAAAACCUGUUCACAGCGCCGUCGCAGAGCUAUGAGAGCCUUCCGGAUGCUGCUCUACUCAAAAAGCACCUCGCUGACAUUCCACUGGAAGCUUUGGGGGCGCCACCGGGGCCGGCGGCGGAACCUCCCACACCCCAAGAACCAUCUUUCACCCCGGGAAGGGGCCGUGACACCACAGGUGCCAUCCCCUUGCUGUCGUUUUGACUCCCCCCGGGGACCACCUCCACCCCGGCUGGGUCUGUUAGGUGCUCUCAUGGCUGAGGAUGGGGUGAGAGGAUCUCCACCAGUGCCCUCUGGGGCCCCCAUGGAGGAAGAUGGAUUAAGGUGGACUCCAAAGUCUCCUCUGGGCCCUGACUCCGGUCUCCUCUCUUGUACUCUGCCCAAUGGCUUUGGGGGACCACCUGGGCCAGAAGGAGAGCGAAGUCUGGCACCCCCUGAUGCCAGCAUCCUCAUCAGCAACGUGUGCAGCAUCGGGGACCACGUGGCCCAGGAGCUUUUUCAGGGCUCAGAUGUGGGCACUGCAGAAGAGGCCGAGCGGCCUGGGGAGAAAGCUGGCCAGCACAGCCCUCUGCGGGAGGAGCAUGUCACCUGUGUGCAGAGCAUCUUGGAUGAAUUCCUUCAGACUUAUGGCAGCCUCAUCCCCCUCAGCACUGAUGAGGUAGUGGAGAAACUAGAGGACAUUUUCCAGCAGGAAUUUUCUGCACCUUCCAGGAAGGGCCUGGUGCUGCAGUUGAUCCAGUCAUACCAACGGAUGCCAGGCAAUGCCAUGGUGAGGGGCUUCCGAGUCACCUAUAAGCGGCAUGUGCUGACCAUGGAUGACCUGGGGACUUUGUAUGGACAGAACUGGCUCAAUGACCAGGUGAUGAACAUGUACGGAGACCUGGUCAUGGAUACAGUCCCUGAAAAGGUGCAUUUCUUCAACAGUUUCUUCUAUGAUAAACUCCGUACCAAAGGUUAUGAUGGGGUGAAAAGGUGGACCAAAAACGUGGACAUCUUCAAUAAAGAGCUCCUGCUAAUCCCCAUCCACCUGGAGGUGCAUUGGUCCCUCAUCUCUGUUGACGUGAGGCGGCGCACCAUCACUUAUUUUGAUUCGCAGCGCACCCUGAACCGCCGCUGCCCUAAGCAUAUUGCCAAGUAUCUGCAGGCAGAGGCAGUGAAGAAAGACCGGCUGGAUUUCCACCAGGGCUGGAAAGGUUACUUCAAAAUGAAUGUGGCCAGGCAGAAUAAUGACAGUGACUGUGGCGCCUUUGUGUUGCAGUAUUGCAAGCACCUGGCCCUGUCUCAGCCAUUCAGCUUCACUCAGCAGGACAUGCCCAAACUUCGUCGGCAGAUCUACAAGGAGCUGUGUCACUGCAAACUCACUGUGUGAGCCUCGUAUCCCAGGCCUCAAGCCCAUUCGUUAAUGAGCAGGGGAACAUGGGAGACUCUUCUCAAGAAACUCAAGUUCCUUUUGUCUUUAGCCUCUUUCCACCCUGUUCCCUUUGGUUUUUCAUAUUUAAAUGUUUUGAUUUCUGUAUUUUUUUUCCCUUUGAGAGAAUACUUGUUGAUAUCUGAUGUUCAAGGGGUGGCCAUGGAAAAUCCCCUAUUUCCCGCUGUCUGCAAGGGAGUAUGGCCUUGUGGCCUGGGUGGGGCAGUCAUCUCCCUUCCAUGUGCAGGGCGGGGGUGGGGGGCAGAAAAAUCUAGGGGUGGUGGGCGGGCAAUGGGAUUACUGCCUGCCAAAUCGUCAAACAUUUUUUAUAUAUAUAUAUAAAUGCCACGGUCCUCCUCUGUCAAUAAAGGAUCCUUUGGAGAUA